UAAAAGGGCAGAGAAACUCAUGUAAUGUAACCACACACACUACUAAAAUACAACUUUGUAACAUAUCAUUUGAGAGAGAGGAAAAAUGAGCCUUGAAGGGAAGUUGGUUUCUGAGAUAAACAUCAAGUCAGAUGGAGAUGUGUUUCAUGAGAUUUUUAGGUAUAGACCACACCAUAUUUUUAGUAUGUGUUCUGAUAAAAUACAGAAUGUGGACAUUCAUGAAGGUGAAUGGGGUACUAUUGGCUCUGUCAUAGUUUGGAAUUUCACCCAUGAUGGGAAAGAGAAAGUAGCAAAGGAGGUCAUUGAGGAAAUAGAUGAAGAAAAGAAGUUAGUCAAAUUCAAAGUGAUUGGAGGAGAUAUAUUGGAAGCUUACAAAUCAUUUUACCUUACUGUCCAUGUUGAAACAAAGGGUGAAGACAAUUUGGUUAGUUGGAUUUUGGAAUAUGAGAAGUUGAAUCCUGAUGUAGCAGAUCCACACACAUUAAUGGAUUUCUGUCUCAAUGUUACAAAGGAUAUUGAGAAAUAUCACCUAACUGGGAAGUUAGUUUCUGAGAUAAAUAUUAAGUCUGAUGGGGAUGUGUUUCAUGAAAUAUUUAGGUACAGACCACAUCAUAUCUCAAGUAUGUCUCCUGAUAAGAUACAAAAUGUGGACAUUCAUGAAGGUGAAUGGGGUACUGUUGGCUCUGUUAUCUUUUGGAACUUUACCCAUGAUGGGAAAGAGAAAGUUGCAAAGGAAAUAAUUGAAGAAAUAGAUGAAGAAAAGAAGCUAGUUAAAUUCAAGGUGAUUGGUGGAGAUAUAUUGGAGGCGUACAAUUCAUUUUACCUCACUGUUCAUGUUGAAACAAAGGGUGAAGACAACUUAGUUACUUGGAUUUUGGAAUAUGAAAAAAAGCAUGCAAAUGUGCUAGAUCCACACACUUUAAUGGAUUUCUGCCUCGAUGUCACCAAAGAUAUUGAGACUCACCAUCUCAAGUGAUACAUAACAUAUGUGCCUUGGAUCCUUCGAAAAUGUUGAUGAGUGUGUGUUGAAUCCUAUAAAAAUAGUGCAUUUUGAAGAAUUCAACACGACUGCAGUAGUAUUUUUGAAAAGUCCGGACAAUGCAAACCAAAUAUUUGCUUGGAAUUAUGUUGUCGUCUCAAGUCUUAUAAUAACGUGUGUUCUUAUUAAUGGGUGUGCUUUGAAAUGUCUACUAUAUGUAGCAAAAAUAAAAAAUGGAAAAUGGAAAAGGAAUGAAUAUGUAAUUUCUAAUUUCGUUGUGGAUUGAAAAACAGUUUGUAUAUUUCUGUUGAAAAUAUUAAGGCUUGUGCUUAAA
Capsicum annuum is the source of this 1313-nucleotide messenger RNA. RefSeq names its product kirola. The record is from RefSeq and is a predicted model, not a curated record. The coding region runs from base 86 to 976 and encodes 296 amino acids. The transcript is spliced from 3 exons. Lineage: Eukaryota; Viridiplantae; Streptophyta; Magnoliopsida; Solanales; Solanaceae. Gene Ontology annotation, biological process: defense response.